AUAAGGCGAAAACUUGUCAUCGUCGGUGAUGGCGCGUGUGGGAAGACGAGCCUUUUAUGCGUAUUCGCCAUGGGCGAAUUCCCAAAAGAGUACGAGCCUACGAUAUUUGAGAACUACGUAGCGGAAAUACGGCUUGAUGGGAAGCCUGUACAGCUCGCUUUGUGGGAUACUGCAGGACAGGAAGAGUACGAGCGCCUUCGCCCGUUAUCCUACUCCAAAAGUCAUGUAAUUCUCAUCGCCUUCGCCAUCGACACUCCCGAUUCUCUCGAGAACGUUUCCGUCAAAUGGAUCGAAGAAGUACGCUCUAUCUGUGGACCACAAGUUCCCGUCAUCCUCGUCGGGUGCAAAGCCGAUCUCCGCCCACCCGACGCGCCUGUCCACCCCGCCUCGGGGGUCAACUACCCGUACAUCCUCCGCGUGCGCGGGGAACAGAUGGCAUCCGACAUCGGAGCAAGAGCGUACAAAGAGUGUUCGUCGCUCAAGAACGAGGGCGUGGACGACGUUUUCGAGGCUGCUACACGGGCGGCGAUGCUCAUGCGCGAAGGGGCGGGUGGGGCGGGGGGUACGGGGGGGAGGAGGAGGAGUGGGGAGAUCCCGAGUUUGGGACGGAGGUUGGAGAGAGAGGAAAGGAGCGGGUGUUGUGUGAUCCUUUGA
This is a messenger RNA of Dacryopinax primogenitus, 654 nucleotides long. RefSeq lists its product as uncharacterized. Lineage: Eukaryota; Fungi; Basidiomycota; Dacrymycetes; Dacrymycetales; Dacrymycetaceae. The record is from RefSeq and is a predicted model, not a curated record. Gene Ontology annotation, biological process: small GTPase-mediated signal transduction. The annotation marks the transcript as partial. Gene Ontology annotation, molecular function: GTP binding; GTPase activity. The transcript is spliced from 6 exons.